Molecule: messenger RNA, 604 nt
Organism: Rosa rugosa (rugosa rose)
Lineage: Eukaryota; Viridiplantae; Streptophyta; Magnoliopsida; Rosales; Rosaceae
Product: probable prolyl 4-hydroxylase 9
Exons: 6
Coding region: 1-552 (183 amino acids)
Biological process (GO): peptidyl-proline hydroxylation to 4-hydroxy-L-proline
Cellular component (GO): endoplasmic reticulum
Molecular function (GO): L-ascorbic acid binding; procollagen-proline 4-dioxygenase activity; iron ion binding
Source: RefSeq, a predicted model, not a curated record
AUGCAUGUCUUCGAAGGAUUUGUUUUGGGUUUACUUUUGUUUUCUGGUGGUGGGUUUGGUUCUCAAGGACUCAAUGCUUGUAUAAAGCCUCGUUCUUUUGGUUCUGGGAUGUUUCUUUCGGCUUAUCGAGACAAGUCUGGGACUUUGGAUGUCAUUGAGGAAAAGAUUGCAAGAGCGACUAUGAUUCCCAGGACCCAUGGAGAGGCAUUCAACGUCUUGCGUUAUGAGAUUGGGCAGAAGUAUAAUUCUCAUUAUGAUGCAUUCCACCCGGAGGAAUAUGGUCCACAGACAAGCCAAAGGGUUGUAUCAUUCCUGUUGUAUUUAACUGAUGUUGAAGAAGGUGGGGAAACAAUGUUUCCAUACGAGAGUGGCUUGAACCUGGAUGGAAAACAUGAUUCUCAGGAAUGUAUGGGUUUGAGAGUGAAGCCGCGCAGAGGAGAUGGCCUUCUGUUUUAUUCAUUGUUCCCUAACGGUUCCAUUGAUCCGGUUAGUCUUUCAUCCCAUCAUUGUCAUUCUGUGAAACAUGGAAUUAUAGAGAUCAUAUGUCGAUAAGGGUUUUAUCACAUUUUAGUUACUCGCCAUUACUGAUAUUGCAUAAUGGUUG